Messenger RNA from Morchella sextelata, 1242 nucleotides. RefSeq lists its product as uncharacterized. Lineage: Eukaryota; Fungi; Ascomycota; Pezizomycetes; Pezizales; Morchellaceae. Gene Ontology annotation, molecular function: protein-phosphatidylethanolamide deconjugating activity. Bases 1 to 1242 code for a protein of 413 amino acids. The record is from RefSeq and is a predicted model, not a curated record. The transcript is spliced from 5 exons.
AUGUUCAGUUUUAGCAACGAGGGAAUCCACCGCCUUGUCCAAAAAUUCCUGUGGGACCCCGAACCAAAGAACACCGACGCCAUGAACUCCAUCUGGCUCCUCGGCCGCGAGUACCCGAGCGUCCUUCCGCAGUGCCCCGGCGCGCCUCCUCCCUCCGCCGAGACAAGCGGCAUCUUGAACUCACCCAUUCUCACUUCACGUACGGAUACAGAGGGGGAGUCGUCGUGGCCAAAACCAUUCCUGGAUGACUUCGAGUCCCGCAUCUGGAUGACGUAUCGCAGCGACUUUGCGCCCAUCGCAAAGUCGGCGGAUAACGCCGCAGGCCUCUCGUUUAUUACGAACCUGAGAAGUCAAAUGCCGAAUCAAGCGGCGGGGUUUACUAGCGAUAGCGGGUGGGGGUGCAUGAUACGCUCGGGGCAGUGUGUGCUUGCGAAUACGCUGUUGGAGCUGCAGCUUGGUCGGGAUUGGCGACGUGGACAAAACCCGGCGGCAGAGAAGAAGCUAUUAGCGCUAUUUGCAGACGACCCGAAGGCUCCAUUCUCUAUUCAUCGCUUUGUUAAGCAUGGGGAGGAAGCUUGUGGGAAGCACCCGGGAGAGUGGUUUGGCCCGUCAGCGGCUGCGAGGUGUAUUCAAGAGCUAUCAAAUAACUACGAGCCCGCCGGCCUCCGCGUGUAUAUUACCCGCGAUGGUGGCGACGUCUACGAAGAUGCCUUCCGCAAAGUCGCAAUUGUCGAUGGGGUCUUCAAGCCCACGCUUGUCCUCGUUGGGAUCCGUCUCGGCAUCGAGCGGGUUACACCAGUCUACUGGGAGGCUCUAAAGGCCUGCGUACAGAUGCCGCAGUCCGUCGGUAUCGCUGGCGGUCGCCCAUCAUCAUCGCACUACUUCGUCGGCGUCCAGGGCGACACCUUCUUCUACCUCGACCCACAUCAAGCCCGUCCGCUUCUCCCCCACCGUGAAAAACCGGAAAACUACACUUCCGAGGAGAUUGAGACAUGCCAUACUCGCCGCUUACGUAGACUGCACCUCAAAGAGAUGGACCCCAGCAUGCUUUUAGCGUUCCUGAUAAAGAACGAGGCAGACUGGAAAGAAUGGCGGCGAGGCGUCAGUGAAGUGCAAGGCAAGAAAGUCAUCAAUGUCGCCGACUCGGAACCAAGUGUACAUGGGCACACAGGCGGCCCUAGAGACGAGGCAAUCGCCGAAGUAGAGGCUUUUGACGACGAUAGUGACGAGGGACUGCAGUAG